AUGACCGAUGUGUAUACAAAGAAAACCAAGCUCUCAUGGUCAAAGAGAAUGGUCCGAAAAUUCUUCAACAUCAAAUGCAAAACUGAAGACACUACUCAUCCAACGGAUGCUUUUGCUUCUCGAGGAGGUCAUGGAUUAGAAUACAGAAGCAGAAGCAGCUUAUCUGAGAGAGAGCCAUGCACAAUCAAGAAGAGCAAAACAGAGAAAUUUAGCAGAAGUUCGGAUCAUGUUAGGCGAGCGAGGAUGAACCUUGACCAUCCUAGAAUUAUAGAUGUCCACAACUAUAGCGUUUUUGUUGCUACAUGGAAUGUGGCCGGAAGAUCGCCACCGAGUAAUUUGAGCAUCAAUGACUGGCUUCAAGCCUCGCCUCCUGCAGAUAUUUAUGUUCUCGGAUUUCAAGAGAUAGUUCCCUUGAAUGCUGGUAAUAUCUUAGGAGCAGAAGACAAUGGCCCUGCUAAAAAAUGGCUGGCUCUCAUUGGAAAUACACUAAACAACCUUCCCGGUACGAGUGGAAGUAACGGAUACUACACGCCUUCUCCUAUUCCUCAGCCAGUGGUAGAAUUGAAUGCAGAUUUUGAGGGAUCAGCUAGGCAGAACAAUUCGUCAUUCUUCCAUCGGAGAUCCUUCCAAACAACUUCUAGCAGCUGGGGAAUGGACAGUGAUCCUUCAACCGUGCAACCGCGACUAGACCGAAGAUUCAGUGUCUGUGAUCGUGUGAUUUUUGGUAACAGAAAAAGUGACUUUGAUCCCAGUUUUAGAUGGGGUUAUAGACCUAGUGACUAUUCAAGAGCAAGUGACUACUCUCGAACGAGUGACUAUUAUUCAAGGGCAAGUGACUACUCUCGACCGAGUGACUAUUCAAGAUGGGGUUCAUCUGAUGACGACAAUGGCCUCGGAGAUUCUCCGAGUACAGUCUUGUUUUCACCGAUGUCUUAUGGAGGGCCUGCUGCCUCUGGCGAAGAUGGAUAUGGCAUGCCAGGGCGAUCAAAAUACUGUGUUGUUGCAAGUAAGCAAAUGGUCGGAAUCUUUCUUACCGUUUGGGUGAGAAGUGAAUUGAAGGAUCAUGUUAAAAACAUGAAAGUAUCAUGUGUUGGUAGAGGAUUGAUGGGUUAUCUUGGAAAUAAGGGAUCCAUCUCAAUUAGCAUGUCUCUGCAUGAAACAAGCUUCUGCUUCAUUUGUAGCCAUUUAACCUCAGGACAGAAAGAGGGCGAUGAACUAAGAAGAAAUUCUGAUGUAAUGGAGAUUCUUAAAAAGACAAGGUUUCCGCGUGUUCACGGUUCUGACAAUGAGAAGUCUCCAGAGACAAUCCUUGAGCACGAUCGAAUCAUAUGGCUUGGAGAUUUAAAUUAUCGAAUAGCCCUCAACUACCGUUCUGCUAAAGCACUUGUCGAGAUGCAAAACUGGAGAGCAUUGUUAGAGAAUGAUCAGUUGCGAAUAGAGCAAAAGAGAGGUCGCGCAUUUUCUGGAUGGAAAGAAGGGAAGAUCUAUUUCCCUCCAACAUAUAAGUAUUCAACAAACUCAGAUAGGUAUGCUGGUGACGAUAUGCAUCCGAAAGAGAAAAGACGAACACCUGCUUGGUGUGACCGGAUUUUGUGGUAUGGAGAAGGCCUACAUCAAUUAUCUUAUGUACGCGGAGAAUCAAGAUUUUCAGACCAUAGACCGGUUUAUGGCAUGUUUUGGGCUGAGGUUGAGUCGAAUCACGGAAAAUUGAAGAAAAGUAUUAGCUGUUCGCGCUCCAGAAUCCAGGUGGAGGAACUUUUGCCGUAUUCCCACGGAUACACCGAAUUAAACUUUUUCUGA
Messenger RNA from Lathyrus sativus (Indian pea), 1800 nucleotides. The record is from the annotation of a GenBank genome assembly. Lineage: Eukaryota; Viridiplantae; Streptophyta; Magnoliopsida; Fabales; Fabaceae.